CGAGUACUUUUUUUUUUCGGCAGAAAAUAUUUCUGGAUCAUUAUGGGAGCAGCAUUCAGGAUGCGUAUUGGUGCUACACACAUACAUUUCGGAAUUUAUAUCAUCAUAUUAUGACCCAAAGCCCCCCCAAAUGCUUUGUUCAUUUCCUAGCGAUGAUAAAAUUGAGUAGGAUAAAAACAGUUAGGUCCCAAGUGAUACCGAUCGAAAGAAGCGACAAGAUCGGGUCUGGAGAGCCUAAUCCCACAAGAUAAACGGAUCCGCAAUCCUCUACUCUUUCCUACGCUGGAUACUCACACCCCUGGGUUUCAUAAUAGCCAUAUAUGGGCUUAACGUUGCCGCCUGGGGAGCGAUGCUAUUUGUCCUGCUAUGCAAUGCAGCUCCGACAAUGUGCCACCCCGACUGCAACAGUCUGAGCUCGUCCCGCAGAGUCUGGAUCGAGAUCGAUUCUCAAGUUCUCGACGCUCUCCUUUGUGUGACUGGCUUUGGUCUGGCACCGUGGCGCAUACGGGAUGUGUACUUUUGGUUUUUAUGGCGGUUAGGACGCUCGGAGCAAACUCGUCAUCACGGACUCUAUUAUCUGGCAUAUACCCAUUGCCAACGGUUCCUACAAGCUCCAGACUUGGGAACUCAGUUACCUGACCAGGAGGACAGGGUGACUGGCACUGGCAGACAGAUUUGUGCCACGUUUACUUCCCUCUGGAAAAUGGAUUUUGUUGUCUGAGGAAAUCUGUGGAACACAAUUUUCCAGGUCUGUCGUGCCUUGUGUAUGUGGACUAUGGAUCGAUUCAAUCGUUUAGAUUGGGCAGCCGGUCUCUUUGUGGGCCUGGGUUGCCUUGCUCUCGGGCAUGCUGGAAUGAUUGUGGUGUGGGAAAAAAGGAGACUGACAAAGGCUGGUCUUAUACUAAGAAGAGAAGAUUUUAUUUGAACUUUUUUUUUUGCAAAAGCGCCGAAGAUUGCGGACAUCUUUAACCGUC
Molecule: messenger RNA, 974 nt
Organism: Aspergillus heteromorphus CBS 117.55
Lineage: Eukaryota; Fungi; Ascomycota; Eurotiomycetes; Eurotiales; Aspergillaceae
Exons: 2
Coding region: 386-721 (111 amino acids)
Source: RefSeq, a predicted model, not a curated record